This is a messenger RNA of Cherax quadricarinatus, 1097 nucleotides long. NCBI's taxonomy places the organism in Eukaryota, Metazoa, Arthropoda, Malacostraca, Decapoda, Parastacidae. The record is from RefSeq and is a predicted model, not a curated record.
UUGCAACAUUGAAUGUUGAUGAAGGCGGAGGAGGUUGAUGACGUCACAUGUUGACAUUUUCAAAAGUGGAGGAAUGUGGCGCUAGACUCGCUGCUAUAUUAUCUCGCUCUGUUAAGGUGACCCAUUGCUCAGUAGUAGAAUACUUAUACUACUUGAAAGGAUCCAAGUUAAAUCUCGGAUUCGAUAAUACCAUGGGAGGACUGACCAGCAGACACGUCGAGGUGAUGACAAAGGAGCCAGAGACACAAGGAACACCCAAACACACUCAUGUUCUGCCCUAUGACCCACGUUCCCCAUCAGAUUACAUAACAAGAACUCCCAUUACUCAGGUUGCAAACACUCCUGACAAAGGUUGUGAAGAUACUCCUCGAAUUUUUAAAGUGCUUUCUUUGGAUCCCCGUUCACCAAACACUGAAGUGACCCAUUGCUCAGUAGUAGAAUACUUAUACUACUUGAAAGGAUCCAAGUUAAAUCUCGGAUUCGAUAAUACCAUGGGAGGGCUGAUCAGCAGACAUGUCAAGGUGGUGACAAAGGAGCCAGACACACAAGGAACACCCAAACACACUCGUGUUCUGCCCUAUGACCCACGUUCCCCAUCAGAUUACCUAACAAGAACUCCCAUUACUCAGGUUGCAAACACUCCUGACAAAGGUUGUGAAGAUACUCCUCGAAUUUUUAAAGUGCUUUCUUUGGAUCCCCAUUCACCAAACACUGAAGAGUGCUACAGCAGGCAGGUGGGAGACCUAUCACUACACUUUGAGGAAAUCUAUUGUUAAGAACAUAAGAAAGAAGGAGCACUGCAGCAGGCCUACAAGCCCAUGUGAGGCAGGUCAAAGUCACCUAACAGUUGUAGCCGUGCAGGGAAGAGUGUGAAGAGGAUGACGUGAUACAAACAAACAGCCUUCCACGUGGGUCAGUGUAUACAUCACUCAGUUUUUCCUUCUUUUCAUCACCUCAUCUCAUCUGGAUAUUUAUCAUAGCAUCAAAAAGUAUAGGUGAUGCUGGUGAAGCAAGGAAGAAAAUUAAACAUGAACUACCCUAUAAAAUGCCCAGAAGUUGGUAAUUUGGCCAAUUUUACACAGAAUUCAACAAAUUCU